GAAAAAUAUAUUUUGCUCAGCUCAUGACCCUGUGGUGGCCAGCAAGCUCCGAUAAAAACCUUGCACAGAAAGACGCCCUGUCCAAUUCACUGCCUUCCCAACCAUGGCCAUGAGUUCCCAUUGGCGGAACAGCAUCCCCAGUCAGGGCAGAGAUUGCAACAAUAUGUUUAAAGUCCAGCUGGCUCACUUUAGAAAGGGCUGCGUUGUGGAACAGGCAGAGGAGAAUCGCAGGACGGAGCCAAGGCCUGCCAGAUCGAAGCAGCGUGGAGGAAGCCCUACAAGCUGAACAUGGAAGGGGCUCUCGUGGCCCGGGACAGAGUUGGGAUUCAAGAUUUCGUCCUUUUGGAUUCUCACACGAGUGAAAAUGCCUUCUUGGACAACCUUCGCAAGCGAUAUCAGGAGAACCUCAUCUAUACGUACAUUGGCACUCUCCUGGUGUCUGUGAAUCCCUACAAAGAGCUGGGCAUCUACACGGUGAAGCAGAUGGAGCAAUACAAAGGGGUGAACUUCUUUGAGCUGCCACCACACAUUUAUGCCAUAGCCGACAAUGCCUACCGGGUCAUGUGUACAGAGUACAACAAUCACUUUAUCCUGAUUUCGGGGGAGAGCGGUGCUGGGAAAACAGAAGCCUCCAAGAAGAUCCUUCAGUAUUUUGCCAUGACCUGCCCUACCACAGAGCAACUGCAGGUCGUCCGAGACAGGCUCCUGCUCUCCAACCCUGUUCUGGAGGCUUUUGGAAAUGCAAAAACUUUACGGAAUGAUAAUUCAAGCAGGUUUGGAAAGUACAUGGACAUCCAGUUUGACUUUAAGGGAGCUCCUGUUGGUGGGCAUAUCCUCAGCUACCUGAUAGAGAAGUCCCGUGUUGUCUACCAAAAUCCUGGGGAACGGAACUUCCACAUCUUCUACCAGUUGCUGGAAGGCGGGGAAGAGGAUUUGCUCCAUGACCUCGGCCUGGAACGCAACCCUCAGAAGUACAUGUACCUAAUUCAGGGGCACUGUGCCAAAGUGUCUUCCAUCAACGACAGGAGCGACUGGAGGACGGUGCACAAAGCUUUCACUGUCAUUGACUUCAAAGCGAGAGACCUUGAGAACCUCUUUGGAGUAAUUGCCAGUGUCCUGCAUCUGGGAAACAUCCAGUUUGAGGAGGAUAGCAAUGGCCAUGCCAUCAUCACUACUGGCUCCCAGAUCAAGUGGAUCUCAAAGCUUUUGGGGGUCCACUUAUCAAUUCUGCAAGAGGCCCUAACUCACAGAAAAAUUGAAGCCCGGUUUGAAGAGGUUUUAAGUCCACUGGAUGUUGACCUGGCCUUUUACGCUCGAGAUGCAGUGGCAAAGGCCAUUUAUGGGCGGACAUUUACUUGGCUGGUCAACAAAAUCAACAGCUCUUUAGCAAACAAGGAUCUCACCAGGAAAACUGUGAUUGGGCUGCUUGAUAUUUAUGGCUUUGAGGUUUUUGAGACAAACAGUUUUGAGCAAUUCUGUAUCAACUACUGCAAUGAGAAGCUACAGCAACUGCUGAUAGAGAUGACCCUGAAGGCUGAGCAGGAGGAGUAUGAACUGGAGGGCAUUGAGUGGGAGCCAAUCCCAUACUUCAACAACAAGAUCAUAUGUGACCUCGUGGAAGAGAAACACAAGGGGAUCAUUUCCAUACUGGAUGAAGAAUGCCUGCGGCCCGGAGAAGCGACAGACCUGAGCUUUCUGGAAAAGUUGGAGGAGAAAGUAGGAGACCAUGCCCACUUCGUGACGCGGAAGCUUGCUGACCAGAAGACGCGGAAAUCCAUUGACUGGGUGGCCUUCCGCCUUCUUCACUAUGCCGGAGAGGUGACCUAUUGCACUGUCGGAUUCUUGGAGAAAAAUAAUGACUUGCUGUACCGGAACCUUAAAGAGGUGCUGUGCAGGUCGAAAAAUGGGAUCCUCAGAGAAUGUUUCCACCUGACGGAGCUGGACAACCGAAGGAGGCCUGAGACUGUGGCAACUCAGUUCAAAAAUAGCCUGGCUAGUUUGAUAGACAUCCUCAUGUCGAAAGAACCUUCCUACAUUCGAUGCAUUAAACCCAAUGAUGACAAAGCGGCUGACAAAUUUGAUGACUCCUUGAUAAGGCACCAGGUGAAGUACCUGGGCCUGAUGGAGCACCUGCGAGUGAGGCGAGCCGGCUUCGCUUACCGUCGGAAGUAUGAGCACUUUCUGCAAAGGUACAAGUCUCUGUGUCCAGAUACCUGGCCUUACUGGCAAGGGACGGCUGCCAAAGGAGUUGAGAAGCUAAUCAAGCAUAUUGGCUACAAGCCAGAAGAGUACAAAAUGGGAAAGACCAAAAUAUUCAUCCGUUUCCCAAGAACUCUGUUUGCCACAGAAGAUGCCUUUGAAUUCAGAAAAAAUCGGCUAGUUUCCAGAAUACAAGCCAAAUACAAAGGAUGCUUAGGGAAGCGUGAGUUCCAAAAGAUGAGGGAAGCAGCCAUUAAACUGGAGUCCUGCUGGAGAGGAGUCCUGGCCCGGAAGCUGGCCAAAAAGAGGAUGUGGGCAGCCCAGACCAUCCGGAAGUACAUCAGAGGCUUCAUCCACCGGAAGCAACCCUUGAACCGCAAUAACAAGGACUUUGUGAGGCUUGUGCAGUACACCUACCUUAUGAAACUCAGAGAUCACAUCCCAAAGAACGUCCUGGACAAAAGCUGGCUUAAGCCUCCAGAGAUCAUGCAAGAGACAUCUGAGUUCCUGAGAAAGAUCUGCACAAGAAACCUUGUCCGGAAAUAUUGCCGUGGCAUCACAGCACAGAAGAAGGCACAGAUGGAGGAAAAAGUGAUUGCUAGUGGCAUCUUCCGCGGGAAGAAGGCUGGCUAUGCCCAGAGCCUGAAUGAACCGUUUCUUGAGACCAGGCUAAACGAGAGUGAGUUGAGCCCCAAAGUCCUGCAGCUGAUCCGCCACGAGAGAGUGAAGUAUGUGACGCCGGUGGUGAAGUACGACCGGAAUGGCUUCAAGCCCCGAGAGCGGCUGCUGGUUCUGACGCGUGUGGCAGCUUAUGUGGUGGAGAUGGCCAAGAUCAAGCAGAGGAUUGAGUACGCCACCCUCGGAGGGCUUUCUGCCAGCAGCUUGGGCGACCAUAUCUUAGUCAUCCAUGUUUCAGAAGACAGCAAAUCAGAGAAGCUGUCUGAUCAUAACACAGUGGUGAAAAGGGAGUUUCUCCUUGAAUGGAGAGCCCUGUCUGACUCUGUUUCUUGCUUCCAGGGAGAUGCCAUUCUGCAGUGUGAGCACUUUUUUGAGACGGUCACAAAACUCUGCAUUCUGGCCCACAAGCAGAAUGUCUCGGUGGUCCAGGGAAGCCUCCAGUUCCAAAUCAGUUCAGGGAAAGAAGGAACAAUGGUUUUCACCACUGGGCAGGAUGCUCAGGUCUACAAAGCCAAAAACGGACAACUGACGGUGGUAUCACCCAGAAUAACAUCCUGAUGGAAGCACAUGUUCCACCUUUGCCUGUUAUCUGCUGAUGUUCGAAAGAGAAAGUAGCCCAAACUCCUCUGUGGAGAGGAGAAGAGUCCAUAUUAUAAUUCUGAUGCUUACAAAGUGUGUUUUGAUGCCAUAGGACUGUUGCAGAUCCCAUGACUGACUUUAUGAAUACUCCCAAUAACUGGCUAUAUUUUUGUGAUAACUUGCCUCUAAUCUAAGUCAACAGUUACAGAUUUCCUUAAUAGGUCCAAGUGGGGAAAGCCUCAGAAAAGAAUUGCACCUUAGAAGUGGAGGAGGAAGUUCUACACUCUGGAAAAAGUAUUCUUCCCAUUACAGGGCUGGAAGCGUAAUGGCAAUCUGUAAAGCUGAAUCCUACAGCCUGGAGAAAUGCGAGGCAGGCAGCUGUUGUCCCUUAGGGUUUGGGAACACAACUCUCCUCAUUGUUCUCUGGCACUGUUUUUGGGGGGAACCUUGAGAUCCCCGCUGCUGCUUGGGCAGCCACAGGCCCACCGAAGGGAGAUGGGGUGGGGCGGGGGGAAGGUUCUGCAGUCGAAAUCGUGCCUCCAUGUUCCUCUCUAUACUAGCAACAUGUGACUGUAAGUGGCAAUGUGAAUUAAAAAGACUAAGAGAA
This is a messenger RNA of Podarcis raffonei (Aeolian wall lizard), 4063 nucleotides long. It is a transcript of the gene MYO1H, whose product is annotated as myosin IH. NCBI's taxonomy places the organism in Eukaryota, Metazoa, Chordata, Lepidosauria, Squamata, Lacertidae. The record is from RefSeq and is a predicted model, not a curated record. Gene Ontology annotation, biological process: actin filament organization; vesicle transport along actin filament. Gene Ontology annotation, cellular component: vesicle; myosin complex; microvillus. Bases 289 to 3435 code for a protein of 1048 amino acids. The transcript has 32 exons. Gene Ontology annotation, molecular function: ATP binding; microfilament motor activity; actin filament binding.